Molecule: messenger RNA, 5576 nt
Organism: Porites evermanni
Lineage: Eukaryota; Metazoa; Cnidaria; Anthozoa; Scleractinia; Poritidae
Source: the annotation of a GenBank genome assembly
AUGAACAUAGCUACAGGAAUAACACACUGCGAUGGCAACUCUAAUAUUGUACCAACUGCACACGAGUCUCAGGCCUUCAAAGCAAACCCAGUACAAUUUACAGUAACUAAUCAUAAAACACAAGGGCAAUUUCCAUCACCAGACGAAUCAACUUGUCUAUCCAGGAUAACUGCGAGUUCUGGUGAUCUGAGAUUAAGUCCUCUGCAUCUUCAAUCUGUUUCUGGCUCAAAAUCGGUUUCACAGUUAUCUGAAGUUACACAUAGACUACAGUAUGACGAUAAGGUUAACUCUCAAAAUCAGCUAAAAGUGAAUGACACCAAGGAAAUGUAUACACGUGACUGCGAAGGCAAACCUGAAGGGAAACAUGCUAAAGAGGAUCUUGAACAUGAUCCACCACCUGUCCCACAGCGUCAAUUAAAACCCAGUGGCAAACAGACAACACAAAGCGAUUUGGUCACUGGUGAAAUGUCUGCAAAUAAUAACAAUAUGGGUGAUUCUACUUUACCAAGGACACGAAGCUUUCAGAUUGUUCAACAACCCUUGAAUGAGCGAAAAAGGCAACGACACAAUAGCGUGCCACGUAAAGAAGGGAGAAAGACAAUUACAGAGCUUGUUCAACCAAUAUGCGAAGACCCUCCUCCUAAAAAAUCUGAAAAUGGUUGUGAAGAUGAAUUAUUGGAUUUGGAGCCGUCAAGCAAUGUUGGUUUGCCAACAGAUAGGCAUUGCACUGUGGCUAAAAAUGAGGAUAAUCGCAAAGAUUAUGAGCACCACAAACUGCCUGACAUGGUUGAAAAUAAAGAGGAACCAGCCACAGAUAAACUACUUUCUGAGCACCACAAACUAGCGAACGUAGCUGAAAACAAAGGGGAGCCAGCCAGAGAUAAACUGCAUUAUGUUAACUUACCACAAGGCUUUAGACCAAGUUGUUAUCUUUACAUGAAUCUUCCUGAUCCAAAGAAAGCUCCCAAGGAAUCUGUGACUUAUGUCAACCAUGUUUACAUGGGCAGAAGUAUGAAAGGCAUUUAUGAAAAUGUGUUUCCCAUCAUGUCGGAAUGUCCAGAGGGAAAAGAGCCAGUACCAGAACUUCCACCGCCAACACUUCAACCUCGUCAGCCACCACCUCGAAUACCACAGCGGCUACCACCUGGUAGGCAAGUACCGCGAAAUAUGCCACCAAAAUUUCCUACGGCAAGUCCUUUACCUUGUCCACCUCCCCGCCCACCAAGGAAAUCUCUUAAAUGUACAUCAGCUUCAAAGGUAACAAACAUCUUGUGUCAUGAUGUAAUAAUGAAUACAGUUGAAGCUCUCCUUGUGAUCAUUCUCAUAAGCGACCAGCUCUUAAUACGACCACCUUUGUGAAACCCUGUUUGAACUGUUGUAAUGAAAAGCUCUCAUAAGUGACUGCUCCCAUAAGCGAUUACAUCAGCUUUGGAGAUUACCCAACUGUACUUUCCCUUUGUUUUUGAACUUUUGUAAGCGACCACUCAGAGUCUUACAUAUAAAUCAACACUUUACUGAAACAGUUUAGCUAUGUCCAUAUCAGAUAAAAAGACACUCGUUAAACAUUAAUUUCUUCUUUAUGAAUUGUUGAUGAGUUUUUAAGCUCUUGUAAGCGACCACCCUAUAUUUUACUGCCAUGCGGUUGCUAACGAGAGCUCAUUCUCAUAAGUGACCAGCUUUCGUUACGACCACUUUUUAGAAUUUCUGGGGUGGUCGUUUACGAGAGCUUCGACUGUAAUAAAAAUUAUUCACCUAGUAAUAAAGAGGAGAAGUGUGAUGUCAUGUUACCAUGGAAGCAAAAUUUUUGGAUCACAACAAAAGGGAGCUUAGGCAACAACGAUGGCGACAAGAACGGCAAAAAAAGCAAUAAGUUUACAUUAAUAAAACAACUUUGCACAUCAUGCAUCAUGCUUUUCUGCACAUUUUUUAGCCAUCGUUGCAUGACUGCGACAUGAAACUUCCUAAUUUCACGCGUCUGCUUUACUGAGUAGGUGAACAAAACUCGGAUUUCUUAACUUGGAUAGGAUCCUUUCGGAUUCAACCCCAGAAAAUUUUGCCAACAUUUGGCAAAUUAAAUGAAUAAGAUAGAUGAAGUUUGAAACAGUGCAAAUUUACUUUUUAAGUGAAUUUUUGGUUUUGCUACCAUGGCAACAUGACAUAGCGACCCCUCUUUAUUUAGCUUUGCAUGUAAUAUUCUACAAUUCCAUGAGGGAUUUGCAAGUCUUGAUGAUUCAUUGUAAAAUGUUUGACUUGUUUAGGAGGACAUCCAAGUUCAAAUUGCAGUUUUUGCAUCAAGAGCAGUUGUCAGUCGGGUGUGGUACCUACGGAUUGUGGUGAUGAAACAUGAUCCAGAUGACACUACCUUUAAAGUGAGUUGAUCAUUGUUAUUAAUAUUCUGUUAGUGAAAGACUGUGAUAAGAAAACUCAGUAAAUUCCUUCUUGGUGUGUGUUCAUCACCCUUAAUAAGAUUGUUACUCUGCAUCCAUAAUUGUUACUUGACGACAAGGGUGUUAAUCAGAGGGGGCUUAUGACUUAUGGUUUGCCAGCUUUGUAGGAAACUAAUAAUACUUUCUGAUGAGUAGAACUCAGAUUGGACUAUUCAUAUAUAUAUAUAUAUUUCACAAAUUAAGGCUCUGGAAAACAGAUGUUAAAAUAAUUCUGUAGAAAUAAACCAAAAUUUCAGCCCAAAAAAAUCUACCUCCCCCCAGCCCCCGCCCAUUUAAUCUGCUCAGCCAAUGAAAAAGACCCCUUAAGUUACUGCAGUAUAGUCAUAUGAAAAUGUUAGAAUGUUCUCCUUAUGUUAUCCUGUUCCAAUGAUUUGUAUAGACGGUGAAGGAACGGGAACUUGCCAGCAAGUAUCAUCUGAUGCAGACUCAUCCAUGUAGCAUUUCCUCAGAUAUCAUCAUUUCAUUAAAACAUCAGUGCCAGCAGUUUAAACUUACCAGCGAAGAUUCACAGGUGAAUACUUUAAAUGAGAUGAAGAAAUUUCUCAAAUAAUAGUUGAACUGUAAAUGCCCAACUUCAAUAAUAGUAUUACACACCAUUCCAAAUUAAUACUUUGUUUUAGAAAAUUUUUUGCUCUAAAGUGUUACAUUGUUAUGCAGAAAAUGUUCAGCUCUCUCUCUGAAAAAGAGUCUCAGCCCCCAGGUGCUGGCUCCUUGGAAAGUUGAGCGGUGGGGUAGGGUCUCUGUAUUGGUUUAUAGCAGACUGGGUAUGUAAAUUUUAACCCAUAAGUACAUACUCCCAUUGGCUAUCUGGUCCCAGUUCUUCAAAAGGUGGAUAGCGCUAUCCACCAGAUAAAUCUCUAUCCAAUGGAUAGCGCAAUCGUUUUCCCUAAUAUUUAUCCGCUGGAUAGUGAUUUAUCCGGUGGAUAGGGCUAUCCAACCUUUGAACAACCGGGGCCUGGAGGUGACAUAACAUAACCUAUGAGAAGUCUCUCUGAGGGCAACAUUGCAAAAUCUAUAUUAUGUCAGAGGGAACAAUGCAUUUUUUUCAUAAGGUAGUUUUGUUCUUACCAUCAAUAUAACAGUUUUCCAGUUUAGGAACAGUCAGAGUUUUACAUUCACUGUCAUUAAUGUGUAUGUUUUUUUGCCAACAGGAGGUUGAUUACCACAUAAUUGAGAAUCUUGUUCAUGGGUUUUGGUUUGUGGUUGAGUUCCAUUUGGAACAUUUAAGCAAUGAAGUUGACCAGUUUGUUGGAAAUGUCUGUGUCGAGCCUAAAGGUCUCCCUGUUGGUGAAAAAUGUCCAAUCAACAAGAAAUUCAAUCUUGGAAUCACCGAAGAUUUUGAACUGAAGGUUAGCUAUAUCCUUUGAAUUAAACCAUUUACAUCCAGUACAUCCAUAGAUUGAUUGCGAUUUGCUCUGAUUUAAAUACUGUUGGCCAGAAACAAUCAAUGUGGUACAUUAUAUGAAAUCUCAACUAAGACGGUGUUAAUAGUUUGUAGGCAAAAUUUGUACUUCCACUAAAAUGUGACUUUGCUUGUAAAGAUGUGAUCACCAAAGUAUAGAUCAGCGUUCUGGGAUUUGUGGUGCACAGGACACCCAGCAUAUUCCUACAUACCUUACAAUCCCACCUUAAAGCCCUGGGCUUAUAUAACUUCAUAAGGGGUUUUGGGUGAUUAAACUUAUCUGAGAAAUGAAUUAAAGAGAAUUACAGAGUUACCGGUACCGGAUAUACCAUUAUAUCCAGAAUACUAUCCUCAUUAGUUAAUGGAUGGGCUUAUAUCCAGGGAAGGGGAGGGUUAAAACUGGAAGGGGCUUUAACAUGGGAUUUUGCAGUAUGUUAUAAUUGCAAAGUGACAAAUACAAAUUCUUCAGACUGAUCUCCUUACAUUUCCUUACAGAAUUGGUUAUAAGAGAAUUUGAUAAAAUAUCAAAGCAUUUUCCCUUUGGUGAUCAUUUUUAUUAAUUCUCACAGCCUUUCCAUUGAUUGUGGUGACAUUGUUAGGAGAAAAUUGGUGUUGGUCACUCACUCUUUGGAUUUUAAAAGCAGGGCUCAAAAUAAAAGUGCCUAUAACCCAUAGCCAAUAUCUUUCUUUUUAAAAAGUAGAAACAUAUAACAUGCAAAAACAAGCAAUAGAAUGAGAUUUGAGCUCAAUCUCGAUUUUUAACAGGUGAUCAAAAUCCCAGUUCACGAAGUAAAAGACGUGCCUUAUGAGGGACUGGGCCUGUGACGUCAACCCAGUAUCUCAGUGAUAAUACGAUUGGCUACAAGAUACUGGGUUGACAUCACAAGCAUUUAGUGCCAAGUCUCUCAAUCACUCCUUUUUGAAUAAAUAAGGUGGGAAAUUAGCCUCAAAUUGCCAAUUUCGUCCUUCGAUAAAAGUGUGUUGAAAUGCAAAAUAACUUUUAUUUCUUCGCAAAAAUUCUUUAAACUACCAAAGUGUUCAAAAUUUAAUAUAACUGAACACAGUUGAUAGGCACUGUAACGCUCGCAAACUCGCAAAAUGCAAGUGAUUUUGAUGAUCUGCGAGUGAGGAAAAUAUCCAGUAGCAAUCGUCCAAUAAGAAUUAUCCACGUCUCCCAAACAAAGGGAAAGCAUUUGCUAGUCAUCUCACCAGUUUGCUAGUGGAAAAACACUCUUACGAGUAAAAUUUUGCAAGUGCACUAGAAAGUUAACUUUGAGCCCUGCUUUAAUGGUUUAACUCCAAGGUUUAAAAAAAUUAGUACUCAUUCAGUAACCUGCAACCUGUUUUUCUUUAAUUUACAGCAACAGUGCAGCAAAUGUGAAAAACCUGGGGGUUGUAACACAGAACACCAGCCCUGUAAAUCACGAGUUAUUUCUGAUUAUAAACUGCGGAGGAAAGUUUGUCAGCAACUAGAUAACACUGUGCAUUCAUGUUACAACUGGAAAGAUGUAGCCGGACGGCUGGAAUUUUCUGUGGAAGAUAUAAACAACAUUGAAUACUUGGCAUUUUGCCGUCAUGGAUUCUCCCCAAUGGAGAAUGUUCUUUCAAGAUGGGAACAACGUGACCCUCAAUGCAGCUUAGAAAGACUUGUCAGCAUUUUAAGAGAAAUUCAAAGAGUGGAUGUGGUUUGUGAACUUGGUUAUCCUGUGGACUGGAGAAGCUCAUGA